Molecule: messenger RNA, 752 nt
Organism: Anoplophora glabripennis (Asian longhorned beetle)
Lineage: Eukaryota; Metazoa; Arthropoda; Insecta; Coleoptera; Cerambycidae
Product: 40S ribosomal protein S8
Exons: 4
Biological process (GO): maturation of SSU-rRNA from tricistronic rRNA transcript (SSU-rRNA, 5.8S rRNA, LSU-rRNA); translation
Cellular component (GO): cytosolic small ribosomal subunit; ribosome
Molecular function (GO): structural constituent of ribosome
Source: RefSeq, a predicted model, not a curated record
CUACAAACAAGGGUAAAUUGGAAUGAAGUAAUCUGUUAUACCGGCAACUUCCGUUUUGCCUUUUAGUUUUUCACUUCGUGAUGGGUAUCAGUCGGGACCAUUGGCAUAAAAGGCGAGCCACAGGAGGCAAGAGGAAGCCUCUGCGUAAGAAGAGGAAGUUCGAGUUAGGUCGCCCAGCCGCCAACACAAAACUUGGACCUCGUAGGAUUCAUUAUGUUCGUACCAGAGGUGGUAACCUUAAAUACAGGGCUUUGAGGUUGGAUACUGGCAAUUUCGCUUGGGGUAGUGAGGGUACCGCCAGGAAAACCCGUAUUAUCGAUGUAGUUUACAAUGCCAGUAACAACGAAUUGGUGCGUACCAAGACUUUGGUAAAGAAUGCUAUUGUUGUAAUUGACGCUACCCCGUUCAGGCAGUGGUACGAGGGANAAGGGAGCUAAGCUGGUGAGUUUCAGAAAAUUAAUUUUUUUAAAUUCACUCCGGAGGAAGAGGAAAUUUUGAAUAAGAAACGUAGUAAAAAAGUUCAAAAGAAGUAUGAAACCAGGCAGAAAACUGCAAAAGUUGAGCCUGCACUUGAAGAACAGUUCCAGACCGGAAGAUUGUUAGCUUGUUUGGCAUCGAGACCUGGACAGUGCGGUAGAGCCGACGGUUAUGUAUUAGAGGGAAAAGAACUUGAGUUCUAUAUGCGUAAGAUUAAAUCUAAGAAAGCAAAGUAAAGUUUUUAUAAAGGUGUAUAAUAAAGUUUGACGCCAAUA